This is a messenger RNA of Vombatus ursinus (common wombat), 456 nucleotides long. RefSeq names its product interleukin 2 (gene IL2). NCBI's taxonomy places the organism in Eukaryota, Metazoa, Chordata, Mammalia, Diprotodontia, Vombatidae. The record is from RefSeq and is a predicted model, not a curated record. The transcript has 4 exons. Gene Ontology annotation, molecular function: growth factor activity; interleukin-2 receptor binding. Gene Ontology annotation, biological process: immune response. The coding region runs from base 31 to 456 and encodes 141 amino acids. Gene Ontology annotation, cellular component: extracellular region.
GUAACCUGAAGUUACUCAGCUCCAGACAGGAUGAACAAGGUCCCGCUCUUGUCCUGCAUUGCACUAACUCUUUUUCUGCUUGCCAAUGGGGCUCCGACAUUGCCUCCUCCCCCGACCGUGCUGCAGUACUUACUACGUGACUUAAUCAAGGUCCAAGACAAACUUCAAAACGUAUCAGAAAGGAUGAAGAAAUAUGAACUCCACAUCCCAAGUAAUACCAGCAGCAUGGCAGAUCUGCAGUGUUUCACUAAAGAACUGACCCCCGUGGCUGGCGCAUUGAAAUAUGAAUCAAAAGCUCAGACUAUUCAGGAAUACAUCAACAACAUUAAUGAGACAGUUAACAGCUUAACGGGAACAGAAACAACACAGUGUCACUACGCCACCAAGAUGAAGAUCGAAGGAUUUUUUAAAGAAUUUGUUUCGUUCUCCCAAAAACUCAGAGCAUUAACUCAAUGA